Penicillium samsonianum is the source of this 447-nucleotide messenger RNA. RefSeq lists its product as uncharacterized. The transcript has a single exon. Bases 1 to 447 code for a protein of 148 amino acids. The record is from RefSeq and is a predicted model, not a curated record. Lineage: Eukaryota; Fungi; Ascomycota; Eurotiomycetes; Eurotiales; Aspergillaceae.
AUGUCCGAACGCCACCAUGAUCCCCUUCUCUACUCCUCGCCUGUCAAUGCGACCACGCUCCGACAAGAAGUUGUCGACACUAUUUUCCGUGUGCGCAGACUCCGCAUAAUUGUCAUCAUCCCUGCACAACCUCGCCGCCCCGGAAGUCCUCUAGCCUUGGCGUUCAUCUUCAUCAGACCCUUCCUCACCGACUGGGACAGCCAUAACAUACAGUGGGGCCUUUCCGUGGAGGCACGUCCAGGCCAACGACAGACCUUCAUCGAGAUAGAUAUCACCACUUAUCCAAAUGGUUCUGCCCAGGAGCGAGAGCAGAACUUCGCGUUUCCUGUUUAUGUAAUCAACUCGGAUCCUGGUGGGAGAAAUUGGGAGUUCUAUAGAUAUACUACUAGAACUACUAAUCACCAUCGGGGACUGAUUGAGGAGCUUGCAGGGUUGUCCUUGAUGUGA